AUGUCGUCCACGCCGCAUUGCACGCCGUCGACUAACGCCGCGACGCGGCGAGCUCGCGCAAACCCCAGUCCCGGCGGCGGCGGGAGUCGGCAUUGGCUGGUCCGCGGCGCGGCGUUGCCGCUGAAUCCGGGAAGUUUCUUGGAGAUUCAGCUCAGCACUGCCGCCAGCUGUGACGGCGCUUACUGCGGCCGCGCCACCACCUGUGGCGCCACCACCUGUGGCGCCACUACGUCACAUCAGGAUGGCGCCACGAGCUGGAGCCCCACGACCACUCUCCACUUCCGCGCCUCCCCUUCCGCUUCCCCUUCCGCCUCCUCUUCCGCCUCCCCUUCCGCCUCCCCUUCCGCCUCCCCUUUCGCCUCCCUUACCCCCUCCCCUUCCGCCCUCCCUUCCGCCUCCCCUUCCGCAUUCCCUUCUGCGGAAGGAAUUUCCGCCUCUCCUUUCGCCUCCGCAUGCCUGAUGUCUCGUUUCGCCGCCGACCCCAUUCCCUGCCCGUCCAACUCCAUGCGAUUCAGCGCCAACGGGGAGCCGCUCCCCGCAUUUCCCUGCGAGUCUUCUGUUGAGAGCGGAGCUGCUACUAGUGGAACUACCGCGGCAGCUGAUGUGGCGCUCAAGGAUUGGGUGAAGGAAGCGACGUCAAUGGUUCAAAACACUGCCGCCGCACCAAGGGUGGUGGGGCGGAAGCAGCGGCAGCGGCUGAUGCAGCAGUGGUUCGAUGAUGCUCCUCAGAAGCUCGUAUCGCCCGCAUUCCCUCAAGUCAGCCGUGCAAGCCAAGUCAACCAAGUCAACGGAGUCAACGCAAUCGACGCAAGCGCUGCUGACGUGGAAGCAGUGCGCAAUGAGAACCGAGCCGCGGCGCGUUCACAUCAGAUGGCCAGCUUGAAGCUCUACGGCAUGGGCUACUCGCCCUUCGUCCGCCGCGUCUUGCUCACGCUGCACGAACUCGGCAUUGAGGGCUACGAGUGGGAGUUUGUCGACGGCACCAAGGGCGAAUCGCGCACGCCCGCGUUUCUCGCCAAGCAGCCCUUCGGGAAGCUGCCUCUUCUCGAAGACGACGGCGAGCGCAUCUGGGAGUCUCGAGCCAUCAUGCGGUACCUCGCCGACAAGUACGGCGCGGAACGCGGAGUCAGCCUGCUGGGAAAUGACGCGUUGGAGCGAGGCCGCGUGAACCAGUGGAUCGAGACGGAGGUCAACGCUUUCUCGCCCGAGGCGAUCGCGAUCGCGUUUGAACGAGUUUUUAAGAGGUUUCAGAAGAUUGGCGAGCCUGACGAGGAGAAGGUUGAUGCGGCGACGAACAAGCUGGAGAAGAUCCUCGAUAUUUACGAAACGCAUCUCGAUGGGCGGGAGUAUCUGGUGGGCGACUCGUUCACUCUCGCAAGUUUGACACAUCUGCCAGUCAUUGAGCUUCUUCAGGCGGCGGGAGUUGGGAAUUUGUUUGAGUCCCGCCCUAAUCUGAAAACGUGGCUGAGCCGCGUGUUCGCCCGCUCGGUCUGGAAGAAGAUGAAUGAGAUCGCGCCGCUUCCCACACUUUGA
Messenger RNA from Closterium sp. Naga37s-1, 1533 nucleotides. NCBI's taxonomy places the organism in Eukaryota, Viridiplantae, Streptophyta, Zygnematophyceae, Desmidiales, Closteriaceae. The record is from the annotation of a GenBank genome assembly.